AUGACACUCUCCAAUCGUCCCAGGCGACUGCGCCCAGUCCGCCAACAAGGUCGCGCCUUCUAUCUGACGGCCCUGGUCAUCACUCUCUUUACUUGUUAUAGCUUCAUACGAGACCGGAAUUAUGGCCACCUUUCUCGGACGAAGAAGUUCGACACUCGCUCUAUCGCACCACGCGAUCUCGAGUGUCGACUUGUCCACACUUCCAAAGACCAAUGUACUUUUGUCAAGGAAAAUUGUCCCGACGAAGAAGCCGGCCUCAUCUCCUACCUCCAGCUCUACUACUGCUCGCUCGCCGAUGCUCAGCCGUUCGCGUUUCUGCUCCUCGUCGUUUGGGUAUGUCUCCUCUUCAGCACGAUCGGCAUCGCAGCCUCCGAUUUCCUCUGUAUCAACCUGAGUACGAUUGCGAACAUACUGGGGAUGAGCGAGAGUUUGACGGGUGUCACUUUUCUGGCCUUUGGAAAUGGCAGCCCCGACGUCUUUUCCACCUUCGCCGCCAUGCGAAGUAACAGUGGCAGCUUAGCUGUGGGGGAGUUGGUGGGCGCGGCCAGCUUCAUCACUGCUGUGGUAGCGGGGAGCAUGGCCUUGGUUGCGCCUUUCCAAGUCGCCAAGAGAAGUUUUAUUCGCGACGUUGGGUUCUUCGCAGUCUCGGCGAGUUUCAGUCUGGUAUUCCUCGCGGAUGGGAGUCUGCGAUUCUGGGAGUCCAUCACCAUGAUCGCAUAUUACGUUUUCUAUGUGUUUUUUGUGGUCGGCUGGCACUGGUGGCUGUCCCGACGACGGAAGAGGAAGCUUGCCGAGACUGCGGCGAGACUGCAUCACCACAUUCCGGAAUCACAGGAGUUGGAGGUGCCCGAAAUCGAGGAGGACGAAGAAGCACGCCCUGCUACGGAACGAACUGGCCUCUUGCGUGAGCAGUCCAGCGAGACUAUCCCAACCUUGCGGACACCAGGAACCCCAGCCUGGAAAGUUGACGAUCUCGACGACGACGACGAAACGCGAGACCGAUAUCUGGCUGAAUUGCAAAGCAGGAUGAGGGUGGGCCGACCAGCACGAGGCGAGCGAAGGAAUACAAUGACCCCGAUCCGGCCGAGCUUGAUAGGGGCGCUGGAAUUUCGAUCACUUAUGACUUCGCUAGAGAAGAAAGCCACCCAUUCCCAACCUAUUGGCUUACGGAGGUAUUCUGACGACGCCUCGGCCUCCCAUUCUCCCAUUCCCGUCAGUGCACCACCCGGCGCUUCUCAACCCAAUCUGGUCAGCACACAUUAUACGGACUUGGAGGGCGAGAGUCCACGUCGCGCACGAGCCGUGUCUGCAAAUGAUGCCACUCAUCUGCACAUCGAUACGGAUUUUCUUAGCGACAGACAUUCUGAGAGAAGCUCAGAAAGUGUCCUCACCAGCGGUGAUUCCGAUUCAAAGGCUCCUGCUGCAAACCACACGAGGCCGAGCGCCCACAUUCUCAGAACACUGAACGACCCAUCUUCUCAAAGACCCCCUUCACCUAAACUCAUUGUGUCUACUUCAGGUGCUAAAGUCCCAGAGACAGGCUCCCUCUCCGCCGAGCGUCCCAGAUCGCCGAAUCUCUUGGCACCGCCGACAACGACCUUCCACCGACCGGACUACCAGGAAGAACAUCAUUCUCCCAAUCGAAGUCCGCUGCUGUCGCCCGGCUCCGGACCGACACUGCAAGUGCCUAUUCUGCAUACGCCACAUCCCGACCACUCCAAGGGAGUUCUGCGUCACGAGGAUUUUCCGCCAUACGUGGAUUCUCCAAUGCUCCUGACCCCGAUGUCCUCCCGGCCUCCAAGUAUUCACCUACCGGCACCCAGUAUGUCGCCCCAGUCAACUCACCAUCUGGGCCUUCUGCCGGACGAGGAGGAACCGCCGAUGCGGAGAUUCUCGUGGUGGCCGUACCGAUACCUUCCUGCUCCUCAGGUUAUCUGCGCGGCAUUGUUUCCUACCAUUUAUGGGUGGCGGGAGAAGUCGUACACGGACAAGGUACUGGGGGUGGUGACUGCACCCAGCGUCUUUCUGCUGGCCAUUACACUUCCAGUUGUCGAGCCCAGGGAGGAAAAGCCGGUGGUCACGGAUCCCGAACUCCUGACCCCAGCGGAGGGCAUCCGGCGCAGGUCGGCAAGCUACCUUGAAACCACACACGACGUGCCAGGUCUAGAUCCGGUGUCGCCAUCAUCUGACGGACCGCCUCAUCCGCACGGCACGGGAAUCUCCCGACAAAUGUCGGAGCAUGGCAAAAGUCCUCAACCAAAGGUGGACGAGUUGGGUGGACCCAAGGACUGGAACAGAUGGUUGGUGUUCCUCCAAGUGUUCACAGCACCAUUCUUUGUCGUGACUAUCGCCUGGGCAAACAUGGAUGAUGAUCUGAGCAUGAGACUUUAUGUUCGCAUGGUACUGGGAUCACUGGUGUUUUCGCUCGUGGCGCUUCUUAUCCUCCUUUCACUCACAACGCCUGAUCGCGAACCAAAAUAUCGGCCACUACUCUGCUUCUUGGGGUUUGCUGUGGCCAUAGGAUGGAUUUCCACCAUUGCCAAUGAGGUGGUUGGCGUCCUCAAAGCCUUUGGGGUGAUUCUGGGCAUAUCGGACGCCAUAUUGGGUUUGACCAUCUUUGCUGUUGGCAACUCGUGCGGUGACCUGGUGGCGGAUAUCACGGUGGCCAAACUCGGAUACCCCGUCAUGGCCCUGUCGGCGUGCUUUGGUGGACCUAUGCUGAACAUUUUGCUGGGGAUCGGCAUUGGAGGCAUGUACAUGAGCAUCACUCACGCCUCUCACAAGCACGCCAAACAUCCUCACAAACCGAUCAAAUACAAACCCUACGAAAUCGACGUGAGUACGACGUUGAUGAUAUCGGGAAUCACGCUGCUCGUGACGUUAGUGGGAUUGCUCAUCGUGGUGCCAUUGAACGGAUGGAGGAUGGAUCGCAAGAUUGGGCUUGGAUUGAUCUUGCUGUGGUCAGUGUCGACGGUGGGCAAUGUGAUUGUGGAACUGCUUGGAUAUGGGGGAGACACGGUAAUGUCAGCCAUAGGGCGAUGA
This is a messenger RNA of Fonsecaea nubica, 3042 nucleotides long. RefSeq lists its product as hypothetical. The record is from RefSeq and is a predicted model, not a curated record. Gene Ontology annotation, cellular component: membrane. The transcript is spliced from 2 exons. NCBI's taxonomy places the organism in Eukaryota, Fungi, Ascomycota, Eurotiomycetes, Chaetothyriales, Herpotrichiellaceae. Gene Ontology annotation, biological process: monoatomic cation transport; intracellular calcium ion homeostasis; transmembrane transport. Gene Ontology annotation, molecular function: monoatomic cation transmembrane transporter activity. Bases 1 to 3042 code for a protein of 1013 amino acids.